Messenger RNA from Fonsecaea multimorphosa CBS 102226, 1857 nucleotides. RefSeq lists its product as uncharacterized. Gene Ontology annotation, molecular function: hydrolase activity. Gene Ontology annotation, biological process: nucleotide catabolic process. The transcript has a single exon. Lineage: Eukaryota; Fungi; Ascomycota; Eurotiomycetes; Chaetothyriales; Herpotrichiellaceae. Gene Ontology annotation, cellular component: cytosol. The record is from RefSeq and is a predicted model, not a curated record. The coding region runs from base 1 to 1857 and encodes 618 amino acids.
AUGUUGCUAACUUCGUUACUUGCCCUCGCUACGCUCCUUGAGCCUUCUUACUCGUGCGAUGACCACGACUGGACGUCUCCGGUCCUUGGAGGCUACGUCGACCAUGGCUUGAUGAGAAGACAUGACCUCGCUAAACGGAUCCAGCCAGCUGCUCUUCCCACCCCGCCGCAACAGAUCAAGGACUUGCAUUGGGGCCAGAUCAAUUUCCUUCACACCACAGAUACCCAUGGCUGGCUCGCGGGCCAUCUGUUGGAUGACAAUUACAGCGCCGACUAUGGCGACUUUGCCGACUUUGUGCAGAAGAUGAAGGCCAAAGCGGACGUGCUGGGUGUCGACCUCCUCCUCAUCGACUCGGGGGAUUUGCACGACGGCACUGGGUUUGGAGAUGCGACGACGCCCAAUGGAAAGCUCACACUGCCGAUUUUCAAGAAGCUACCGUACGAUCUGCUGUCGAUUGGCAACCACGAGCUCUACACGACCGAGAUUGCCAAUGACACAUAUCGCAACUUUGCUCCGUACUGGGGCGGCCGCUACAUUACCUCCAACGUCGAGUUCAAUCUCACGGGUACACCCACUCCCUUCUCCAACCGCUAUGCAUAUUGGAAGACGAAGAUGGGCAUCCGCAUCAUGUCGUUUGCCUUUAUUUUCAAUUUCACCGGCAACAGUAAUGCAACCAUCGUGACUCCGGUCGGGGACGCGGUCAAACAAUCCUGGUUCCAGGAACAGGUCAAGAGGACCGAUAUCGACAUGUUUCUAGUCGCGGGACACAUCACUCUUCGGAACUCGACGGAAUGGGGUCUCAUCUACGCGGCCAUUCGCCAACAUCACCCUACCACGCCUAUUCAGAUCUUUGGGGGCCAUCGACACGUACGUGACGCCGUCGUCUUUGACGCGUCGGCCGUGGGCAUUGCUUCGGGAAGAUACUGCGAGACGGUGGGAUGGGUUUCUGUUAACGGACUACCCAGUCGCGUCACCAAAGCAAAGUCCCCGAUGGGGAAUGCCACCAAAAUCACGACACAGAAACCCUCUGACGUUCCUGGAGUCAAACCCAACACAAACUCGACUUUAUCCUACUCGAGACAGUAUCUCGACUUCAACCGAUACAGUUUUGAAUUCCACACAGCCACCAACGAGCAGACGUUCAAUUCCAGCUUGGGCGUGACCAUCAGCAAGAACAUCACCACCGCGGUGAACAGUCUCCCGCAACUCACGAACAAACUCGGCUGCUGCCCGAGCAACUACUACCUGGACCGGUUCCCCAUUUCUUCCAACCGGAGUCUGUUCAACUAUCUGACAACCGUCGUCUUCCCCGCCGUCGUGGUCUCCCCGAACCGCACAACCGUCCCGCGCAUCAUCCUGACCAACACGGGCGGCUUUCGCUACGAUCUGUUAAAGGGGCCCUUCACGAUCGACAACGCCUACCAGACGAACCCAUACACGAACUACUGGCUGCGCACGACCGCCCCGUGGUCCUCGGCCAAGCACCUGCUGCAGAACAUGCAAACAGACAAAGUCUACAAAAAACGCGCCCCACUAGUUCCAGUCAACGAGACGACCUUGGUCAAAACCACGGGAUACGUGACCAAGGACGACCUGGGCAGCGACGGAGACAACAUCCCCCACAUCAACCAGGGCUACUCCGCCGCGCCGCAUUACGUGCAGGCAAACGUCAGCGUCGGCGCCAACACGUCGGAUUCCACGCUCGUGGACGUCUACGUGACGAGUUUCUUCUCCGCCGCCGCGGCAAAGUACCUCGUCGGUGGCAAUACGAGUGAUUGGGUCAACGCGGACGGGAACUUUUCGAGCUUUGACACCUUGCCGAGGAUGGCGGAGCUGCAUUGGAGGAAAGACUGUUGA